UCUAAUACUGAAUUGCACUAUCGAGUACCGAUACUUUAAGACUCCGGUACUCGAACCUCAGCGGUCUGGCAGCGCCAUCGGAACAACAAUAACAAAAAUACAGAACAAACUGAAAUAUGCAAAAUUAGACAUUUUAAAAAUGUUUAUGUUUCGGAACUGUGCCGUUCUCCUGGUGAUUGGUUCCAUCUGUUGUUUCAUAUAUGGGAUCAUUAACAUCUAUGUAGAUGUGGAGCCGAAUGCCUGUCGCAUGACCUAUAUGUUUGGGCAGCCGAUGUUUUCACGAGUCCAGAUAAAAAACGGCGAGCUGUAUCCCAAUUACAGACUUUUCUACUACUACGAAGGACUAAGGGACUCGGUGGAACCACAUGCAAAGGACAUGACCGGAGCUCCGGUUAUUUUUGUGCCAGGCAAUGGCGGCUCCUACAAGCAAGUCAGAUCGUUGGCCUCCGUCGCCCUUCGCAAGGCUCUGACUAACGAUGCCGGCAUUCAUUUAGACUACUACACCAUCGACUACGAUGAAGAGCUGUCGGCCCUCUAUGGCGGCUACUUGUUUCAUCAGCAACGUUAUCUUAAGCUCUGCAUCCGCACAAUCCUGUCCCUCUAUAAAGGGCGCAGCGAAGAGCCGUCCAUUGUGCUCAUCGGGCACUCAAUGGGCGGUAAGCUGGCGCACUCGGUUCUCACAGACUUAAGCAUAGGACAGCACAUAAAUACGAUUAUCAGUAUUUCCACGCCCCUUGACCGGCCCGUGCUAAAUUUGGAUGCUGAACUGGACGCUUUUUACGCACAGACAGAUAGUGCCCUGAGCAGGACUCGAACAGUCACUCUACCAACGACCCGGACCAAUGUAUGCAACAGCUUGCACCAGAACCCACCAAGUGUCCAAAAUAUGGCUCUGAAAGAGACAUCGGCAAACCUGGACAACGUUUUGCUCAUCUCGACGGCUGGUGGGAAUCGUGAUCUCCUCGUGCGCCCGGGCCUAACAGCCUCCAAGUUCAAUGAUCUUCACGCCAUGACCUCGGCCAUACCCCGUGUGAGCCUAAGCUGCGAUCAUCUAUCCGCUGUUUGGUGCUUGCAGUUCAUUAAGACCAUAAAUAGAUUCCUCUUUAGCAUUGCCCGGGUGCGCGACGAUCGGUCAGUGAUCUUUAGCACAGACAAACAACGCAACCUGAAGUCGGCUCUGUCUCACUUUGUGAAGCGGCCAAGUCGCCCGCAGAGCACUAUGAGCUUUUCUGCAGCCAACAAUUGGAACGAGGAGCGACGACUAGUCAUCAAUAAGUACUUCGCCAAUGGUCUCAAGACUUCCUACUUUGACCUGAUUGGCAUAAAGCGCCACAAGCGCUACAAAAAGCUGGCCAUUGAGGCGCUGAAUGUGGACGAUAUCGAUUGGUUAUUCGGCUGCACUGCCCUGGUCCACAAAGAGACGGGUCAAACUUACUGCGAAAAGGUUACACCGCUUACCCAUCUAGUUCAGCGGUUGCCGAACAGAGAGCGAGAGCCGCGAAGCAUUGCAGUGCUGGAUCUUCACAAUUUGCGCAACACCUACUUAGAGUGGACUCAUGUGCUGGUACGCCUACCAGCGGGCAGCGGUCACCUUGGCUACAAUCUAGACAUCUACGACCCUAAAGAGCGGCACGUUGACAUCCGCCUUCCGCGCUGGUACUCCUUUUCCAAGCAACUGGCCGUCAAUGAAACGUUGCAGGGCACACUCCACUAUAGGCUGCGUAUCAGCGAGCUCUUCGAUCCGUACCAGAGCCUGAGAGUGAUUGUUGAGCCCCUACAGUGCCUCAAACCACAGUACCGCGUCACGGCAAGGCUCUGUGUUCCUUGGGCGGCGGGCUUUGAGCGCUUUCAAACGUUGACUUCUCCGGACGAAAAGCCUCAGCUUUAUGCGAACGUACCCACCCUGCUUCCAAAGCACUACAAUACGACCCUGAAUCCUGUCAUAAUGGACUUGUACCUGGACCCCAUUUGCCGCUAUCGUAUAAGCUAUGAGUACGGCUAUUCCUCAGCCCUGUCCCGACUGGUCUUGGAGUUUUCCAGCUGGCUGCCGGCUCACCUGACAUGUGUGCUGCUUAUUGUUUUGCGAAAGCAGGUUUCAACCUUCCAUGAAGUGGGCAGCUUCAAGAGCCUAAAGCCCUACACCGGCUAUCUGCAGUACACAUCACUAUACGUGGUCACAGCCUGUCGCCUGCUGAAGAAGCUAAUACUGAGUAGCCGUGUGCUGCCCACUCCAGAGUCCUUGGACUACAGCAUCAACGUGUCGAUUGUGAUCCACUGCGCAGCGAUUGCGUUCUCCUUGGUGGCAACCCUGGCCACCUGGCUGGCCCUAUCGCUCUACGGAAACGCAUUCUAUCGCUUGGCCUUGCGUCUGACGCGCCAAUCACAGGCCAGCUCCAAUAUACUGAUCUCCAUAAUGACUCAUCUGCCCAUUACUUACGGCAUCCUAACCAUUGCGACGGCAAUAGGCACCUGCAGUGGUGUGGGUCUGCUGCUGGCCUUUGUUUUCUACUUUCUAAUGCUGUCGAAUGCCUACAAGGACUACCUGGAGGACUUCGUCUGGCAGAAGGCGGCUAACUUGGUUCGCGGUACGCCGAGUGAACCGGCUGCUACAGGAUCUGAAGGAGAUGGAGACACGCUGUCGGGCAUAGAUGAUGGCCAGUCAGACGAAAAAAAGCAACAGCAGGAGGAGGAGCAGGAAGAAAUGGCAGCGGAAAAAAAGGAAAUUGAUCCAGAACCCUGUGUUGGCCUUCAAAACUUUCCCUUUCACGUAACCCUAUUGUUGAUGCUGCUCAUGCAGCUUCUGCUCACUGGCCCAAACACAUUGGCCUGGGUCCGAUCUCGACGCCAUGGCAUCGAUCUGCCCGACCCGAGCUUGCAGUCCAGCGUCGUUGUCUUGAUCUCCCUAAGUUUACUGCUGCAGUUUCGGGCUCCACAGAAAUGCUCUGGCUAUUGGAUGAUGUCCAUUGUCCUGUACGUGCUGUCUGGGAUUGUUCUUUUGUACUGUCAGGCAGCCAUAUACAGACUGAACUUUGUGUUUGCUGGUGCCUUCGCCCUGCUGGCCGCACACCAAGGUCUCUGGAUUCUGUGGCGUCGCCUGAACUGAACUGGUUUUAGCACGUGUCUUAAUUUGUUAUUUAUUUGUUCACUAGUUAAUACAGCUAUUAAGUUAGAGCAAACAAUGGCAAUGCCCGAGUCGAAGUGUGCGGUUGAGUCUUACAUAAACCCUCAGGCGGCCAUUAAAAUUACAAUUAAGUCGCUAUUGGUCAUAGCGGGAAGUCCAAACUAGUCCAAAUAGGCGUUACUCGAUUUGCCGAACGCACAUUGCUUUCAAUAAAUUUUUUUACGCCUGCUGCCGACGAUUUCUGUUGGAGAUAUCUGGUAUCAGGUAUCAGGUGGCAGGCAUGUCAAUUACCAUUUAUGUGAAAUGUGUGAAAAUUACCAUAAACACUGACCACACUGUACUGCCAUACGCGGUUUUCUAUUCAGCCCAAACCAAAAACCUUUUUUUUCACCAUUUUUGUUUUCCAUUUUGACUUGGCAUUUCCCAGUCGGUGCUGAAAAGCAAGCUCCUUAUAUCCGUGCCCUCCGGAUAUGUGCAUAUGAAUGUUAAAUUCAACCAAAGACUAGUCUAUAUAUAGGUACAAAUAUAUCGUUUACCCUUUUUUACCCUCAAAUCCCUUUAAUAUCAUUUAUGAGAAGGACGUCUUGGAUGUAUAUAUAUAAUAUGGGAAUUGUAAUUAAAUUUAAACAUACUUAAUGUAGAAAAUACUACGGGUGCAUACCUACUGCUUGACAAUGUUUUCCGACGAGUAGGAAGGCAGACAUUUGCAAUGGUAUUGGAGGCAUCGGUCCACCGAACCUGAUCGCCCCAUAUUAGAUAUACUACAUAUAUUUACUAUAGCUCGUAACAUACCCGUAGUUUUCAAAAAUAAAUAUACUCCCAUUACUUAUCCAA
This is a messenger RNA of Drosophila persimilis, 3955 nucleotides long. RefSeq names its product GPI inositol-deacylase. The record is from RefSeq and is a predicted model, not a curated record. The coding region runs from base 140 to 3103 and encodes 987 amino acids. Gene Ontology annotation, biological process: endoplasmic reticulum to Golgi vesicle-mediated transport; GPI anchor metabolic process. Gene Ontology annotation, cellular component: endoplasmic reticulum. The transcript is spliced from 10 exons. Gene Ontology annotation, molecular function: phosphatidylinositol deacylase activity. Lineage: Eukaryota; Metazoa; Arthropoda; Insecta; Diptera; Drosophilidae.